Messenger RNA from Mizuhopecten yessoensis (Yesso scallop), 501 nucleotides. RefSeq names its product 60S acidic ribosomal protein P2-like. Gene Ontology annotation, biological process: cytoplasmic translational elongation. Bases 109 to 441 code for a protein of 110 amino acids. The transcript has 4 exons. Gene Ontology annotation, molecular function: structural constituent of ribosome. Gene Ontology annotation, cellular component: ribosome; cytosolic large ribosomal subunit. The record is from RefSeq and is a predicted model, not a curated record. NCBI's taxonomy places the organism in Eukaryota, Metazoa, Mollusca, Bivalvia, Pectinida, Pectinidae.
ACAUUUUUUUUUCUAUAUUUCCCAGAAUUCCUCGUAGAAACUUCCUUUUCACAUUGUUGAACAUCGACUUUGGUUGGUCCUACGUUUCGUGUCAGAAAGACUUAAAUCAUGCGUUACGUAGCAGCCUAUUUGCUUGCAAGCCUUGGAGGAAAUGAAAAUCCCUCCGCAGCUGACCUCGAGAAGAUCAUUGGGUCUGUUGGCAUUGAGGUUGAGGCCGACAAGGUCAAAAAGAUCAUAUCUGAAUUGAAGGGAAAGAGCCUUGAAGAACUUGUUGCUGCAGGAACUACAAAGCUUGCCUCUGUACCAUCAGGUGGUGGAGCCGCCGCCGCCGGGGCAUCUGCAGCAGCUGCACCUGCUGCGGCAAAGGAAGAGAAAAAAGAAGAAAAGAAGGAAGAAUCAGAAGAGUCGGAUGAUGACAUGGGCUUUGGUCUCUUUGACUAAUAACAUUUUUUUAUUUCACUGCAAAUUGCUGUCUUAAUAAAUUAAAAAAAGCCCAGUAUC